GGUAACCUAGUGACAGAUGAUGAAGAAAAGGCUGACGUAUCAAUGCCUUUUUUACCUCAGGCUUCACAGGCAAAGGUCAGCUCCUGGACUACUGUACCUGGCAAUACAGUUUGGGGAGAUGGUGAGCAGCUGACAGUGGAGAAAGAACAGGUUAGGAACUAUUUAGAAAAGCUGGAUGGGUAUAAGUCUAUGGGGCUAGAUAUGAUGCACCCAAGGGUGCAGAGGGAGCUGACCAAUGUGAUUGCAGAGCCUCUGGUCAUUCUUUUUGAAAACUUGUGGUGAUUGGGAUAAUUGGUAAAGGGUAAAUGAAGUGCCCAUCUUUAAGAAAGGGAAGAUAGAGGAUCCGGGGAACUACAGACCAGUCAGCCUCACCUCAGUCCCUGGAAAAAUCAUGGAGCAGGUCCUCAAGGAAUCCAUGUGAAAGUACUUGGAAGAGGUGGUGAUUAGGAACAGUCAGUAUGGAUUCACCAAGGAAUCAGCUGCUGGAUACACAGGGACCCACCUACCGCUAUUGGAGAUGAGGCCACAAGCACUGCACCAUCCUCUGCAGCACUUUCAGACCAUGUUGAAGACUAAAUUGAAUGUCCUAACUCUUCGAAAAGAGCCGCUUCCUACAGUGAUCUUCCAUGAACCAGAGGCCAUUGAGCUGUGCACCACAACUCCAUUAAUGAAGACCCGGACUCAUACUGGAUGCAAGGUUACAUAUUUGGGUAAGAUGUCCACAACAGGGAUGCCAUUUUUGUCAGGCUGCACAGAGAAACCCGUCAUUGAAUUAUGGAAGCAGCACACACUAGCCAGGGAAGAUAUUUACCCAGCUAAUGCCCUUCUGGAAAUUCGCCCCUUCCAAGUCUGGCUUCAUCAUCUGGACCUCAAAGGUGAGGCCACAGUCCACAUGGAUACCUUUCAGGUGGCACGUAUAGCCUACUGCACUGCCGACCACAACGUCAGCCCAAACAUCUUUGCUUGGGUUUAUAGGGAGAUCAAUGAUGACUUGUCCUACCAGAUGGACUGCCAUGCUGUAGAGUGUGAGAGCAAACUAGAGGCUAAGAAGCUAGCUCAUGCCAUGAUGGAAGCCUUUAAGAAGACUUUUCACAGCAUGAAGAGUGAUGGCCGAAUUCACAGGAAUAGUUCAUCUGAGGAAGUGUCUCAUGAAUUUGAAUCUGAUGAUGGCUGACUGAACUGGCUAUUGGUUCAGCAAAGGCAGAAGCGGCUUAGGGAGUAGGAUUUGAUAGAUAAAUAAGCAACAAUUGAAAUUGGGAAAGAAAAGACUGCCAAACACAUGGCUGACCAGCUUUUAAAAUCAAAAGAGGAAUUCAGUACUGAAAGAUAUUCAUUAUUGAAGUAAUUAUGUUUCAUUGAAAUCUGCUGCUGUUGUAAAUGUGAGAAAAAGCUUUUCCCCCAAUACUUCAUCUCUUUAACCCCUUCCCCAAUACCAACACUAUAGGGCCUGUUAUAGUUCAGGUAUAUACUUUAAGAUAGAUUCAUUCCAGUCUGCCUUAUAAAACUCAUCAAGCAGUUAUAAUAGUUGAUCCUAUGGGAUUCAUAGCUUGGAUCUGAUAUUGAUGCACAACAGCAAGUAGAACAGGAAAGCUCUAGGCUCCCAAAGAAUUUAUCCCUUUCCCUGACAUAUCGCAAAAUCCUUUGACCAUACAUAAGCUAAAACAACCAUUCAUAGCCUUUUAAGACUAACGGCCUGGCAUUCUGCAGUUAAUUCACAUUUCACAAUUUUUAAAAAAAUGCUUAUAUUUACACAUUAUAACAUAUGCUAUUUGUAUUUUACUUAUUUUACCUAUUUUCUUAAUGUGCCUGCAGCCAGUCAUCUCAUGUUUAGCACCGUUAGAUCCAGUUUCAGACUCUAUACUGCAGGAUACCAAAAAAGGGAAAAAUCCAUGAUGGCCAGUAAUACAGUGAACCAUCACUAUUAUCUGUUCAUUUUCAAACUCUGAUUUAUUCCAUAAGAUGUUGGGCCACUGCUAAGAGUUAAGUGACAUGUUUUUAAGACUCUUGGUCUUUUACCCGUUGAACUGUGAUUUAGGAUCAACCUCAGGUCUCAAGUGGUAUGAAAAUGAUAGUGUAAACUCCACAGCAGUCAACAUCCACCAAUUUAUUGCCAAUAAUUUGACAUAGCUGGUACUGCCUAUUCACAAAAUCUGGGGCUGUGUUACCAUAAAGAUCAAAGUUUCUUUGAUAGUUGAAAGACACUGGUCAUUUUGAGUCAGGUUUGAAAUGACUGUUUUGGCUGGGGAUCUCACAUUAAGAAUCCCUGCACCCUUCCUGCUCCACAGACAAAAAAAAUCAUAACUUGCAUAAAUGCAAGUAUUUAAUAAAACUCAGAUAAGAGGAGAAACUUGUUUCACUAAAUGUUUUUAAGGCCAAGAGCAGAUUAAUAGUUUGCAGGUAACGCUGCUCCUUUAUACAAUUUUAUUGUUAAUCAUGGUAAUGUUAGGGGCACUAGGGCACCUUACAGAAGCCUUAAAAGAAAGCUAAUGAAAGCAGAUAGGUAUAUGUUUGUGUUUUGUGUGUAUACGUAUAUUGUGUGUGAGAGUGUAUGUGUGCCUGUGUGUGUGUCCAGUGCAAAAGCAUGUAGAUUAAGCAUGGAGACAUAUUGAGGAGGACCCAGACCUCUUGAAAUAUGCUUGUUGCUUUACAACAUAUGUAAACUAUCCUCCAGCAUAAAUGCAUUCAUACUUUAAUAAAAAUAUGUUUGAGUUAAA
Alligator mississippiensis (American alligator) is the source of this 2714-nucleotide messenger RNA. RefSeq names its product phosphotyrosine interaction domain containing 1 (gene PID1). NCBI's taxonomy places the organism in Eukaryota, Metazoa, Chordata, Crocodylia, Alligatoridae. The record is from RefSeq and is a predicted model, not a curated record. Gene Ontology annotation, cellular component: cytoplasm. The transcript has 4 exons. The coding region runs from base 518 to 1174 and encodes 218 amino acids. Gene Ontology annotation, biological process: negative regulation of D-glucose import across plasma membrane; regulation of cell population proliferation; negative regulation of insulin receptor signaling pathway.